Molecule: messenger RNA, 3568 nt
Organism: Penaeus indicus
Lineage: Eukaryota; Metazoa; Arthropoda; Malacostraca; Decapoda; Penaeidae
Exons: 2
Coding region: 297-3077 (926 amino acids)
Source: RefSeq, a predicted model, not a curated record
CAGAGGCAAGUCGUCGCCGCUCCGUCGUGGGUCUUCUUCACGCUGUGAUUUUUUUAGGGGGAAAACAUAAGAAGAUUUCGGAACUGGAUUUUCUCUUGCUGUUUGUGCUGUUUGGUUUGAGAGAAACGAAGCAAUAGAACUGACUCUUUCUUUUAAACAUUAAGGAAAGAUUGACCCUUAGCCGUGAAACCGUUCUGAAAGAAUUGUAUUUUCCUUGGCGAAUAAACUCCAGAAGAAAUUGGACAGAUAACCGAACUUGCAUAUUAUCCGAAUGAUGUGCAGGUGAGGCGCCGACAAUGGACGAGGUGUUCGGCAACAGCAGCAGCGAGACCGUGAUGGAGGCCGACCUCUCCCGGGUUCUCGCCAACAUCAACCAGGACAUUGCUGACCUGCAGUACCUUCAGCUUCAGCACGAGCCGCUCAAACCCGCCGCGCGCGCCGCCCACACUCAGCCGCCCGCGGCCAUCACUACCAAUGUGGCGCACAUUGUCAACCGACCGAUGCCCCGGGCCUAUGUCGGCGUGCCACCGCCGUGCGCAGCGAGGGCGCCGCAGGAGAAGGGCGUCGGCGCGGUGGCUCACGUGCCCGUCAUCACGAGCGUGAGUCGCCACUUGGACAGGAACAGCAACGUGCAAGUCCGCGGCGAGCAGGAAGCUACGGGCGGCAGCAUGGCACUCAGACACACUCAAUCGGCCGUGGUUGGUCGAGUGUGCCAGAGCCAGACCCCCAGGCCCCGGGCGCUCAGCACGGGGGCCACCGCGUGCCAUGCCUACCAUCAGAACCCCCAGUGUCAACAGAGCCACCGACAGGAGAGUCACCCGAAGAGCUCGACGCCCUUCCCUCUCGGUCCGCGCAGCGUUCACGAAGCCACGCAUUGCUACGUCAAUCUCCAGCCGCCUCAGCGUCAGGAUCGACCCGUGUCUGUUUAUGACAAUGUUGUAGGACCUCCGCCCGCUGCCACAGGCACACCGCCCCACUCGGCCCCGCCCAUCCUGUCUGCCGCGUCGGCCUCCUCGCUGCCGGCGCCCAAGCCACUCUACAUGAAUGUCCCCUUCCCCGCCGCCAGCCGUUUGUCCCCGCAGAAGGACAGACUCAACAGCUCGGCCGUGUGCGGCAGCAACAGCGCGCCAUCAACUCCUCGAGGCGGGACCGGAGCGCCUCACCGCCUCCACCACAGCUACAUUGAGAUCUGGACGGGGACGAACGAGGAGAGAGACUCGCUCAGUGACAGCGAGUGUGAGGAGCUGAAGCGCUCGUUCCAGGAGCCACAGACCCCUUCCUCGCACCGCCCUUCCCCCGGCUACGUGGAAAUGAGUUCGCCGUACAUCAAGAGCCCUCAGGUCCCCAGUCCCUUCAAUGGCUCCGUAUUAGCCGACCUUGCGAACAAGCUGGCCACGUACGCCGGCCACCAGCCACGGAAUAUCUUCUGCCCCUUCUGCCCGCGGUACUUCGGGUAUGAAAAGAGCCUGGGCAGCCAUAUCCACAAAGUCCAUCGAGAGGAACUGAAUACCAUGGUGGAGAGUCGCCCCGGCCAGGUGCAGCUGCAAUUCUGCCCCAUAUGCCAAGCACGGUUCUUCAACAACUCUGUCCUUCCAAAGCAUCUGAUUGACUUCCACAGAGCAUCGGUCAUUGAGAUUUUGGAAAAGAAUAAUUGUAUAAUGUCAGACACAGCCGGCAUCCAGUGCCCUUUCUGCACCAAAAAGGUUCCACACGGCAAAACGGGCGAACAAGUAUUGCUGUACCACAUGCAGCAGUUGCACCUUUCCGACUUCGAGGGCAUGGUCAACUCCAAGUUCAAGCCUCUUACCAGCGGGGCCUCGGCAGAGUCCCUUCGGAGUCUCUCGUCAGGGGACUUGUCUCAACUCGUCUCGUUUCACCCAGGUGUGACCUCCACUCCUGGGCUGAGUAACAAGAUGGGUACUAUGUCUCUGGUCCCUGGAGGAUCUGGCAGAAAUAUGGAGGCCCUUGAUUUGGACGCCACGUGGUCGUCGCACCGUGGCAAGUUCAGGUCCCCGAUGCCGCCACCGCCACCGCGACCUCAGGGAACAGGAGCGAAGGAACAAACUCAGCAACCGACAGCGCAGCCAAAUGCACAAGAAAAUCAAAAACAUUUACCUGUUUCCACAAGCAAAGGUAUUUUGCGUCACCAAAGUGGAUUGAGUCGAAAGCCCAGUGUAAAGCGUGAGUUGCGGUUCAGUGUUCCUCCGGUCACCAGUGAAGAAGUCUUUAUACCAGAGUCACCAGAACAGAGCACACCAGAGCGCCUAGUGAACGAACAGCAGCAGCAGCAGAAUUACCAAAACCAUCACCAGCUUCAACAGAUGCAGAAGAUGCAAGGCCAGGAGGUGUGUGAGGACGGCUCCAGGAGGACCAUUCCCAUCCGCGUCGACAGCCUUUCUGCGGCUGACUUCAUGGACCUCAACGAGAAAGCUGGAGGACAGAGGAAGAGGAGGCGUUUGGGCUUAGGCCUACGCUCAAGAAAGGCUUUCAAGAAGAGAGACAAGGAGAAUAUUGGAGAACGCGAGUUAAGCAGCUUGGUCUCUGGCGCAAGCAAGAUAGUUGACGGAGCCAAGAAAUUAAUCACGGACGGGUCUCAGGCGGGCCCUGGCGAGGUCGUCCCAACUGCUGCCACCCGUACUUACCGUCGACCGAGGCCUGUAGCAAUGCCACGGGUUCCAGACCUCCCUCCUCCUUCAAGCACGCAUACAUGUCAUGGAAACCCCGAGAUGAUGCAGCAGGAGGAAAACCACCCAGCUGUGUUGGACAAAGACGAAGACCACGGAUCUGACGUGUCUCCAUUUACACAUCUCAAGCUGUACUCUCCCCUGCGCAUGUUCCGAUGCAACACGUGUCGGGUCAAAUUCUGCGAUAACGAGUCCCUGAGUGGUCACAUCGGGUCAAGACACCGUGGUUUGCUCUACCUUCUGAGACCACAGUACGGGUGCGGUGUGUGUUCUGCGCGGUUCUACGAAAACAAGUAUCUGGUGAAGCACUGUCUUCAGCACCACACAUCGUUGCUUGAGAUUCGUAGUCCCCGCAAACACAAAAUAGCCAUUUAUAGAUUUACUCACGCAUAGAGAAGUUCUGUGUGUACGCGUGGGAGACUGAAUACCCAAGUGUCUAAGUGCAAAAUCUUGUCAUAAUUGAAUAUAUGUAUAUAGCUAUUCUACAUAAUUGAAUAUAUUCAGAUGGCUAACUCAGCACACAUUAGAUACAUCUGUAACAUAAUGUAAUAUUGUAGAAAACUUUAUUGUAUAAUACUUUUCUUAGCAAUACCGACUUCUUGCUCAUGUAUAGUGCGAGUCAUCAUAUGGACAAAUGAUGCAGUAUUUUUAAUGUAUAUUGAAUCUAUAUAUCGGACUUUCUGCUGAGUGCAAGACUAGCACCAGCGAAACAUUGCAUAAAUGUUUUGCAUUUUGUCACGUGUUUGACCAUUACUGUUUUUUUAACACACGUCAUAAUGGAUGUUUAUUGUUGUGUACAGAUUAUCUUUACCUGUAUUAUGCUUGGAUGUGCCAGUUUACACAUUACUAAGCUCUCGGUGCCAUAUGUAAUAAUAAAAAGUUAA